Messenger RNA from Sparassis crispa, 843 nucleotides. RefSeq lists its product as hypothetical. NCBI's taxonomy places the organism in Eukaryota, Fungi, Basidiomycota, Agaricomycetes, Polyporales, Sparassidaceae. The record is from RefSeq and is a predicted model, not a curated record. The transcript has 5 exons. The coding region runs from base 1 to 843 and encodes 280 amino acids.
AUGGAUAUUCCCCUCCAGACUGGUCCUCAGAAAUGGGGACAAGUCUGGCAUGGCACCAUGACCGUGCGAUCACUGAUUAGAACAGAGUCGACGCAAGAUCUUGCACCGGCUCCUGUAGUUGUAAAGAUUUUCCAGGAGAGUCUGUUUGAAGGUCCUUCCUUGUUCGAGCCUGAGACAGGCAUCGCACAAGGAGGAUGGCUGACUGGUGCCCAGCAGGCGCGGCGGGAGGCGUGGGCGUACUCCACCACGCGAUCUCUUCAAGGCCGAGAGGUUCCCUGGUCGUAUGGUAUGUUCAAGUUCCGGUUCUCACAUGGUGAGCUUGCUUUUGCACAUGUAAUGGAAUGCGUGGAAGGACAACUCGGGAAGAAUGCCUCCCUUCACGAUCCUUCUGAGGCUCAGCUUUGGCUACUGGCGGACGUUAUUUUGUCUGGCUUCUGCAAGAUGAUCCAGUGUGGUAUAUUGCAUUUCGACCUGAGUCUGCGCAACAUAAUCAUCCGACUUGGGUCCAGCUACCCUGUGGUGUUCCUCGACCUGACGUUCGCCUUCGAAUAUACCGAGUCCAUGAUCGACGACGGGGUCAUUCCGCUGAUGAUUGCCCUGCGGGACAUGGGGGCCGACAUGUACGUGAUCAAAGCAUGGCUCGACGACAGGGUCCACAGCGGCCUACCCUGGAGCCGGAUGUUUGUGCGCGGAUUUGAGCUGCGGCCGCAUUGGUUUGACCAUGUGUCGGAUAUCGUGACGCCUGAGCAUCGGAGGGAAUUGUUUGAGGGCCCGCGCUUGAAAUUGCCAUCCUCAGUCCUUCGGUUGCUCGGUGCUCACCAAAUAGAUGCCUCGUCCUGUUGA